Messenger RNA from Carcharodon carcharias (great white shark), 2911 nucleotides. Its product is annotated as protein FAM83A-like. NCBI's taxonomy places the organism in Eukaryota, Metazoa, Chordata, Chondrichthyes, Lamniformes, Lamnidae. The record is from RefSeq and is a predicted model, not a curated record. Bases 534 to 2021 code for a protein of 495 amino acids. The transcript is spliced from 4 exons. Gene Ontology annotation, biological process: epidermal growth factor receptor signaling pathway.
AUCCUGCAAAGAGCAACGCGAUGAUCAGAUAAUCUGCUUUCAGUGAUGUUGAUUGAGGGAUAAAUAUUGGUCAGGACGCUGGGGAGAACUCCUCUUCUCUUCAAAAUAGUGCUAUGUGAUCUCUUACGUCCACCCGACAGGGGCUGACGGGGCCUCAGUUUAAUAUCUCACCAAAAAGAUAGCACUUCUGACAGUGCAGUACUCCCUCGGUACUGCACAGGGAGUAUCGAGCAUCCAGAGGAAAACACCAACAUUUAAAAUGAGUCAUAAGUGCUGAAAACAUGCCAAAGGAAAAAAAAGUAGAAUAAAUUACUCAUUCUUACGAAUUUAUCUAUUAUGACAGAUGCCCAAUGGUAUUUUGAGCGUGCGAUUAUCCUGAUUCUGCACUUGCCUAAAGGUAGGGCAGUAUAAUUCUCCUGUUUGCACAUAAUUGUGUGUCUUAACUCAGCAAUAAUCCUCCUGCAUUAACGCAGCUGUUAAUACAGCUAUCAGUGAGCUGGGGAGGUUACCAGGGAGCCAGUCACAAGCCUUUAAUGAUGAAUGCACAAAGUUACCGGAAAACUGACUGGUAUCGGCCGAAAAAGGUUGGCAGGAUCAAGAGGCGACUGGAAGCAAUUAAAAACCCCUGGAUCUCUCCACCUGAGUUCAGCCUGAGCCACAAUGAAAGCGUAAGGUUGGCUACUGAUGCCCUGUUGGACAUGGGCACUGACGCUUAUGAAAACAUGUUGACUCAAGAGGGGGAGGUGAGCUUCCUAUCUCCUUCUGAAAUACAAUACAUUAUUAGUAACCCUAAGGAACCCCUCCAGCUUGAGGAGCAGCCUUUAGAAGGGAGACAAGCCAACCCUGGGGCAUCGGAUGCCCUUUCAGACCAGACUAGCACUUACUUUCCACUGAUCUCAGACAGCAAUGGGCCAGCGCUGGAGCAAGGAUGGCCAAUGGCAGACAAAAGGUAUUACCUGAAGGGCCCUUCGACCAUCAAAGUUUACUUUCAGACUGAAAAAUCGCAGAGCAUCAAAAAUAUUUUACGUUUUUACAUCAGCCAAGCUAUCGAGCUGAUAGCUAUUGUGAUGGACAUAUUCACCGAUGUUGACAUCUUCUGUGAUGUCCUUGAUGCAGCCAACAAGCGCAAUGUCACUGUUUACCUGCUUCUGGAUCAACACUCUUCACAAUACUUCAUUGAAAUGUGUGAAAAUCUCCAGAUAAAAAGCAAUCACCUAAUGAACAUAGAAAUCCGGCACGUGUCUGGUGACCUCUACUGUUCAAAAUUAGGAAAGAAAUUUUCAGGCCAAGUUCAGGAGAAGUUUAUCAUCAUUGACUGCCUGUACGUGUUAGCAGGAUCUUACAGUUUUACUUGGUUAUCAGGGCAGGUGCACAGGAACUUCAUUACCCUCUUUUCAGGACACAUUGUCGAAAGUUUUGAUGACGAGUUCCGCAGGCUCUUUUCUCAAUCCAAGCCGCUAAAUGAAUUUGGCUCAACGCAAGUGACGGUUCGAUCCCUUCCAAGAAGCUCUUCGAAAACCAGCGGCGGAGCAGUAAUCAUGUGGCCAGAAAGUCGCAACACCCAUUCAGACACCUUCAGCAGCCUGUCCAGUUACAGCGGGCCCCAUCUCAACACCCUUCACCUCACAAGAGGUGAGGAUCUUCACAACCAGAGACAAAACAACAGGGUCGCCCCUCAGCAGAGGGUGUUGUACAACCCGCUUCUCCAGCAGAGGAAUUAUCCCUUCAUAGUUACUGGCAUUGAGAGAUUAUAUCCCAGUCCAGUUGACCACCAUGCUAAUGAAAUACCAAAGACGAAUUCCAAAGACAUCAAAAUUGUAAGAGCUCAGAGGGAGGCAUUACAGAAUGUAUCACGACCAUUACCAUUCAGGCAACAUUACUUGCUGACAGACACUAAACACUUGUUCAACCCGGAGCAAAGCCACAUAGGGAAAUAUUCAAUGGAACCCCCAUUCAGAAUGAACAAUAUGAGUGAUCCUAAGCUCUUCAACAAUAGAUAUGAAAAGCACUUGAAACAGUGAAAAUCAUCAUUCGGAUGCAAUUGAAGAAAACCUGGUUUGGACAAAGUGCUAGGAAAAUAUUGUGAUUGUCUGAAAGUUGGUAUUCUUGCACUUGUCCUGAUGAGCGCAAGGGGAAAAGCUUUGGCAGCACAUCUCCCUUUUCAGUAACAGGAAAAUAUUUACAUGAUAUGUACUGAGGCCGACAUCGUUUUGUUGAAUCCCAAAGCUCUGGACAAACAUUAUAUUUAAAGUCACAGUUAUGCAUGACUCUCAUGUGGCACAUCAAAUCUUGAUCAGAAACCAAACCAACCACCCUCUUCCCUGAAGAUCCUUCUCUUUGACCCUGUGUACAUUUAGUUUUAUCCCUCAAUUUGUACAUAUCCAUUGAUUUUUCUCUCUUUCUCUAUCUGUGAAGAGAAUUUGUUUAUUUUUAAUGCUCGUGAUGCACAGCUUUGGUUGCCAUGGGCAGUCAUUAGAUUUUUAGGCAUGUACUCAAUUUCCCAAUGUAUACUCUGCUCCUGAGGAGUGGUAGAGGUGGAAAUUGACCCGAGCAGUGCCAGUCUUGGCUCAGUGGUAGUACUCUUCGCUCUGUCAGAAAGUCAAGAGUUCAAGCCCUAUUCUAGGGACUUAAGCACACAUUCCCGGGUGCAUUGCACUGUCAUAGGAGCUGUGUUUCAGAUAAAACAUUAAACCUUGUCUAUUGACUCAGGUGAAUAUUCAAGAUCCCUUGGCACUAUAUGUAGAAGAGCAAGAGAAUUCUCCACUGUGUCCUGGUCAAUAUUUAUCACAAAAACAUACUAAGUAGUCAUUAUCACAUUGCUUGUUGUGCUGUUUCCCACACUACGACAGUGACCACACUUCAAAAGUACUUCAUUGGCUGUAAAGUGCUUUGUGAUGUUAAAUAAAUGCAA